Molecule: messenger RNA, 2052 nt
Organism: Onychomys torridus (southern grasshopper mouse)
Lineage: Eukaryota; Metazoa; Chordata; Mammalia; Rodentia; Cricetidae
Gene: Cbln3
Product: cerebellin 3 precursor
Exons: 3
Coding region: 257-850 (197 amino acids)
Molecular function (GO): protein binding
Source: RefSeq, a predicted model, not a curated record
GGAGCCCCCCUGUCCUGUCUCUACCCCUGUUCUCCCUCUCAGAGCCCAACUGCUGUCACUCGGUGCUCUGCCAAGGAGGAGGGAACUGCAGUGACAGCGGGGUAAGGAGAGGCCAGGCAGAGCUGUGGGACACAAACGGAGGGAAGGAGGUGCCCAAACUAGGUGACAGACCCAUAGGGAGGACGGAAGAGCAGGGCAAGAGGUACUGGAAGCCUGAAGCAGGGAGAGCAGAGAGUUACAGAGGUACCGAGCCCUGAUGGCCACCAAACGGCACAACCCCAAGCUGCCCUGGGCCCUGGUGCUUCUGACCCUAGGGGCUGGGUGGGCUCAAGAAGGGUCAGAGCCUGUCCUGCUGGAGGGGGAGUGCCUGGUGGUCUGUGAGCCGGGCCGACCUGCCGCGGGGGGACCUGGAGGAGCUGCCCUGGGAGAAGCACCCCCAGGGCGAGUGGCGUUUGCUGCAGUCCGAAGCCACCACCAUGAACCAGCAGGGGAAACCGGCAACGGCACCGCUGGUGCCAUCUACUUCGACCAGGUGCUGGUGAAUGAGGGAGGUGGCUUUGAUCGGACAUCAGGAUGCUUCGUGGCCCCUGUCCGUGGAGUCUACAGCUUCCGAUUCCAUGUGGUAAAGGUGUACAACCGCCAGACAGUCCAGGUGAGCCUGAUGCUGAAUACAUGGCCGGUCAUCUCAGCCUUUGCCAAUGACCCUGAUGUGACCCGAGAGGCAGCCACAAGCUCUGUGCUGCUUCCCCUGGACCCUGGGGACCGUGUGUCCCUGCGCCUUCGUCGGGGGAAUCUCCUGGGUGGCUGGAAGUAUUCAAGCUUCUCGGGCUUCCUCAUCUUCCCACUCUGAGAACCCAAGUCUUUAAAAGACAGAUAUCUAGCAUCUGGCCACCCUGCCCUGCUCUGCCCUGCUCUGCCCUGCCCUGCCCUGCCCCAGAAACAAGUGUCUUUGGAGCAAGAGAAGGGCCCCCUCAGGCUGCCUAUAGCCCACCUCCUUGCAUGAGCUCCUGUGCCAAACACCCAAGGCUAAGAGUAGACAAGAGCAGAGCUGUGGACUGUCUGGAUGGAACACUCCUCACCACUACCACUCCAGUUACCUUCCCAGCCUCCUGCUGCCCCUCUCCUGCCUCAGUUCUGGCUUUGGCAAAGCAGGAUUUGGCAAGAGGGAAGCUGACACUACUCCACAGGCUCCACUCCUCCUGUUCUCCACCCCAGCUUCCCGCUCAGUGCUAUUUGGUGACAGGUGGCGCAGGUAAGCCUGACAGGCUCCCACAGGGGCCCAGAUGGACCAGCCACAUCGUACCUGCAGACUCCAUCCUGUCAGGAGUCAGCUUGAGAGAGCUCAGCCAGCACCGUGUGAACAGGAGCUGACAGCCCAACCAUAAAAAGAAGUGCGGGGAAGGCCACAGAGCAUCCAUAGCUGGAGAGAUGGGGCGGGGACAUAUGCCUACCCUGACCAUGAUAAACAUUCUGCAGAUAAACUGGGACAGUCAGCAGGCAGGAAUCCUGCCAUCCAUCUGUGCCAGGUCCCCAUGGACUCUGGCCGUCACCUGACCCGAGGCAUGUGUGGGUGUGUGUCGGGGUGUAUGUGGAGGUGGGGGUGUGUUUGCUCUGACCAACAGGCGAAACCAGAGCAGGUAUACAGAGCUGGAGGCACGGUCAAAGGUCACAUAUGAGCCACAGAACAACACAUCAGUGACCGUGUGUCCUCUUGGCCACCUCCUAGAACUGCCCCACCUUUGGAAUCCGAGCUUCAGUCACUCCCCACUCUUGUUGGCCCCUCUCUUCCUCCAGCUGCGUCUCAGCUCACUUCCCAGUGGCUGAAGCCUGUCUUCCCUCCAUCCAUGCUGUCUUACCCUUCUUAAGUUUCCUGGUACCCAGGAGUCCAUGGCUCAUCCCUCUUCCUCCAGCCUCAGAAACUCUCUUUCAUCCCAUGGUCCUGGUUGGGUCUGUCUGGAGAACUGUGGUCGGUGAGACAGACGCUAUACUUCUCUCUUUAGUUUGGAGCAGGAUUGGAGCACGUAUGGCAUGAUGAAGAGAAAAUAAACUCAA